Brassica napus (rape) is the source of this 2492-nucleotide messenger RNA. RefSeq lists its product as uncharacterized. Gene Ontology annotation, biological process: DNA replication; DNA recombination; DNA repair. The record is from RefSeq and is a predicted model, not a curated record. The transcript is spliced from 10 exons. The coding region runs from base 1 to 1116 and encodes 371 amino acids. Gene Ontology annotation, molecular function: DNA binding. Gene Ontology annotation, cellular component: nucleus. Lineage: Eukaryota; Viridiplantae; Streptophyta; Magnoliopsida; Brassicales; Brassicaceae.
AUGUUUCAAUACGGCGGAGGUCCGCCUCUUGAGGUUCUAAACAUGAACAAAAGGGGACAGCUGAUGAGCGUAGAGAUGUUAUUAGUUGAUGAGCAUUCGACGCUUAUCCAAGGGUCUGUUCCUGCGGCUAUACAACUUACGUUUAGGGGUCGUUUAAGCGAAGGCUCUGUGUACACCUUAAGUGGGUUCGAUGUCACACGCAGCAACCCGAAAUUCAGACUUUCUGAUGGGCCUGUCUCCAUUCGUUUCAAUGAGGGGACUGCUUUUGAAAAGUUAGCAACCACUACGAGGAAAAUUCCGACAGAGCAUUUCCGUUUCCGACCAUACGACCAGAUACUUGAGCUCGCAAACACAGGGAAACAACUUCCAGCGUGUUAUGCUAACUUUACGCCUAGAAGGGGAUGUAAAUGUUUGUGUAAGUAUGAUUCUCUGGCCCUUGCGUUCCAUGGCAAGUUUGAUGGAUACGGUAAAGAGCCACGAAUUGUUCUGGUCACCAGCAUAAAUCCGAAGAUAGUUUCCGGCAAUUUGUAUCUGAAUGGCACUUCUGCCACACGUGUGUUCUUUGAUUGUGAGACUACUGUCGGAGCAGAAGCAUUAAACCGAUUGCCCGGCGGUGGGACAGACCAGGGAGAGUCUUCAACUAAGAUGGUUCAUGCACAAAAGAUCGAGCCCCUCACCAUUGCAGAGCUCAACAAUUUUGUUCUGACUGGUGAUCCUCAGAUCAUCGAGUUUCUCUGUACUGCCAAAGUAACUGGUGUGCAGGAAGAUGAGGGGUGGUGUUAUAUUGGCUGCUCUGUUUGCUCUACAAAACUCACACGCCAAGAAUCUUCAUUCACAUGUGUCCCAUGCAACCUAACAAAUGCUGUGGCUAAACUGAGGUAUCGAGUGGUUUUCUCUGUGUCAGACGUCACUGGCAUUGCUGGUUUUGUUGGCUUCGAUAAGGAGGUUGCUAAACUGACUCACGUUUUAGCAUCCGAAGCUGCUCAGAUUGUGGGGAUUGGUGUUAAUGCUCAGGUUCACACUGAGCUACCUCGAUCACUAGCUGAUAGGGGUGUUCAAUCCGGAUAUCGGUUCGGUUUCGGUUUGGUUUUUUCGGUUUUUCGGUAUUUCGGUUAGUAAAAUAUAACUACCAUUCUAAAUCCAUAUUUACUUCGGUUCGGUUCGGUUUAUAUACCGUCGAUUUUCGGUUUAUUCGGUUUUAUACCAAAAAAUAUAAUUCUUUAUUUUGGGAUCAUAUUAUAUGAAUUUUAGAGUCUUGUUGUCAACACAUUCAUUUAUCAAAAAAUAUUAUAAGAUUAAAUAAAAGAACAAAAAUAAAAAAUGUUUCUAUCAUCUAAUAAAAUAAUCAAAUCUAUAAUUAAAAUCAAAGCUCAAAAUUUUGAUAAUAAAAAUAAAAAACAAAAAAUAAAACAGAAGCACGAAGCACAAAAAAUAAGUUAUUAUAUUCUUUCAUAUUUAGCGUUCAUUAAAGUCAUGUUUCUUCUAUUAAACACGAAACUCUAUUCGUUUAUAGAUUAAAAAAAUUGUGAAGAAUUUCCACUAAUUGUUAUCAUCAAAUUUAUAAUUUUUAUUUCAAUUUAGUCAAUGCUAAAUUAAAGCAAAAAGAUCAAAAGAAGACUAAGAAAAUAAGAAGCAUGUUUGCGAUGAAUUGUUAUUUAAUUAUAGUUCAAGUGUUUUACAAAUCAGGACUAUUUUAUUACUGUAAAAAAUAUGGUAAUAGUUAUUAGCAAAAAAAUUAACUUAUGAUUUUCAUAAGUUGUUAUAAAAUAUAUACAUAUUUACAUGUUUCUAUUUUUUGAUCGGUUUUAUUCGGUUUAUUCGGUUUUAUCGGUUAUAUACCGAACCAUAUCCAAAUCCUACGGUUUUUUAAAAAUCAUAUCCAUUCGGUUUGUAUGGUAUAUACCAAAUCCAAACCAUAUUAUCUAUUUCGGUUCGGUUUGGUUCGGUACGGUUCGGUUUUGCCAUAUUGAACAGCCCUACUAGCUGAUGUGAUUGGGAACACCUACACUUUCCAGCUCAAGUUAAAAGACUUCAAUUUCACUGCAAACCACCAAACCUUCACUAUUUCUCGCAUCUUUUCUGCACGAGAACUUGCACCCAUCCCAAGCUUUGCUGAAGGUGCUCAGGAUCUUGAGCCGACGAUUCCUCGAACUGUGGUCCCAGGGUCGGAUUGUAUAGGUGGAAGCUCAUGCAAUGUUGCAGAGGAACCCACCACCUCUGAUGGUCUACCUGCAGGGCUUGAAGCAGCAUGCGAAGGAGUUGAUAUCGAAGGGUGUGCCUCGAAGAAAGCACGUGUGGAAUGAGUCAUAUCUAAUGACCGAACAACCACGUUUUUCUACCAUUUCCUGUUUUUGCAUUUUGAGCUUUGCCACUUAGUAUAAGCACAGUCUAUCUUUUCUGCUUUGCUGUUUCUGACAAAAACUCUAUCGUGGUUGUUCGUUUUUCUAUUAACGGAAAUCUUUUCGCAUUAGUAAUCUACAUUAUUUGGUUCA